AUCCGGCUGAACCCUGUUAAAACUACAACCAUAUUAUACCCUUUAAUUAAUUGUUUUGAGGUUUUAGUGCACAAUAUAGGUUGGUAAUUGACGUGGGUAAUUGGUUGGUGUCAUGUUAAUUUCAGGGCUUCAAUCAUUUGAGAUAAUGGCAAUCGCGGCAGUUGGGAACAACCUGAUAACAUAUGUGAUAAAUGAGAUGCACUUCUCAUUAUCCAAGUCUGCCAACAUAGUGACAAACUUCAUUGGAACCGUCUUUCUCUUGGCCCUUGUUGGUGGCUACCUCUCCGAUUCUUAUCUUGGGAGUUUCUGGACCAUGCUUAUCUUUGGCUUUGUUGAACUUUCGGGUUUCAUAUUAUUGUCAGUCCAAGCUCAUCUUCCGCAGCUAAAGCCACCACCAUGCAACAGCAACACAGCUGUUGGAGAAGACUACUGUGAAGAAGCAAAAGGGUUCAAGGCAUUGAUCUUUUUCGUAGCUCUCUACUUGGUGGCAUUAGGGAGUGGGUGUGUCAAACCCAACAUGAUUGCUCAUGGAGCUGACCAGUUCAACCCUGCAGAUAACCCAAAACAAUCCAAGAAACUCUCCACCUACUUCAAUGCUGCUUAUUUUGCCUUCUCCGUGGGAGAACUCAUCGCCCUCACGCUUCUUGUUUGGGUCCAAACUCACCAGUUUAUCUAGAAAGAAGCAUGCCUG
Rosa chinensis is the source of this 691-nucleotide messenger RNA. RefSeq names its product protein NRT1/ PTR FAMILY 4.3. Gene Ontology annotation, biological process: transmembrane transport. The record is from RefSeq and is a predicted model, not a curated record. The coding region runs from base 113 to 676 and encodes 187 amino acids. Gene Ontology annotation, molecular function: transmembrane transporter activity. Gene Ontology annotation, cellular component: membrane. NCBI's taxonomy places the organism in Eukaryota, Viridiplantae, Streptophyta, Magnoliopsida, Rosales, Rosaceae. The transcript has 2 exons.